This is a messenger RNA of Cladophialophora psammophila CBS 110553, 1254 nucleotides long. RefSeq lists its product as uncharacterized. The transcript has a single exon. The record is from RefSeq and is a predicted model, not a curated record. The coding region runs from base 1 to 1254 and encodes 417 amino acids. NCBI's taxonomy places the organism in Eukaryota, Fungi, Ascomycota, Eurotiomycetes, Chaetothyriales, Herpotrichiellaceae. Gene Ontology annotation, molecular function: agmatinase activity; metal ion binding.
AUGGCGACAGGACUCCCCUUCGUUCUCGUGCAUUUUGUUCUUCUCAUCUCUCUUGCAUAUGCCCAUUCUCACUCGAACAUCCAUUCUCAUGAUGCUCCCGGUGCCUCCUCCGAGGAGGCACCACUCUCCUUCUCCGUUGGCCCCAACUACCCCUAUCCCCUCGAGGACCUCGACAAAGAUCUGCCCUUCUCUCAACCCGUCACCUUCGCACAUUUACCAUGGCAGCGGUGCUUUUCCCCCCUUCAUGCAUCGGCCCUGGACAUUGCCAUUGUAGGUUUCCCCUACGACACAUCGACAUCCUACCGACCUGGCGCGCGCUUUGGGCCUAGGGGCAUCCGGGCCGCGAGCUCCAGAGAAAAGAAAGGAAGGAGCUACAACACUGUAUGGGGCAUUGACCCGUUGACGGAAGGAGGGUUGACCAUCGUGGACUGCGGAGACAUCCCCCUCACGCCGUUUGACGCCAAGCAUGCAUUUCGACAGAUGGAGCAGGGUUACCGUCAGAUCUUGUUCCACAACACCUCCACGGCAUCAGCAACGUCGUCGUUAGGAGGGAGAACAUGGAACCAUCCCCGCGUCCUCUCUCUGGGAGGCGACCACUCGAUCGUUCUCCCGAUCCUGCGCUCGCUCAAGGAAAUCUACGGCCCGAUUUCCGUCAUCCACCUCGACUCCCACCUCGACACCUGGGACCCCUAUGCUGGCUACACCGGGAUCGUGUCGGAACAGAGCGCAAUCACGCACGGGACGUUCUUCUGGCACGCCGCGAGGGAGGGCUGCAUCGCCAAGGGCAGCAGCGUGCACGGCGGGCUGAGGACCAAACUAUUCUCGCCCAAGGACUACGUCACGGACAAGGAAGUGGUGGGCUUUGAGAUCAUCGAGGCGCACGAGAUCGACGACGACCCCAGGGGCAUGCAGGGGAUAGUGGACAGGGUGCGCGGCAUCGUCGGGACAGACGGGCCGGUCUAUCUCAGUAUCGACAUCGACGUCUUGGACCCCAGCAUCGCCCCCGCGACGGGCACGCCCGAGUCCGGAGGCUGGACGACCCGCGAGGUCAAGAGAUUCAUCAAGGGCCUCGAGGGCGUGAGGCUGGUCGGCGCGGACGUCGUCGAGGUGAGUCCGCCAUAUGACACGGCGGCAGAAGUCACCAGUGUGGCCGCCAGUGAUCUGCUGGUCGACAUAUUGGCCUUGAUGGUCAAGGAUGCUGUAGGGAAAUUGGAGACGGGCAACGCCGCACAGGGGGUAAAGGAUGAGUUGUAG